This is a messenger RNA of Suricata suricatta (meerkat), 1434 nucleotides long. It is a transcript of the gene KRT18, whose product is annotated as keratin 18. The coding region runs from base 82 to 1374 and encodes 430 amino acids. The record is from RefSeq and is a predicted model, not a curated record. The transcript is spliced from 7 exons. Gene Ontology annotation, molecular function: structural molecule activity. Gene Ontology annotation, biological process: intermediate filament cytoskeleton organization. Gene Ontology annotation, cellular component: keratin filament. NCBI's taxonomy places the organism in Eukaryota, Metazoa, Chordata, Mammalia, Carnivora, Herpestidae.
GACCUAGCCCCCUUAGUGGCCCGAGCCUGAGUCCUGGCCUCUUCUUCGAGUCUUGGCCUCUUCUCCUACUCCUGGAACAACAUGAGCUUCACCACCCACUCCACCUUUUCCUCCAACUAUCGGUCCGUGGGCUCGGUGCAGUUGCCCAGCCACCGGGUCCGACCGGUCAGCAGUGCGGCCAGCGUCUAUGCAGGCGCCGGGGGCUCAGGCUCCCGGAUCUCCGUGUCCCGCUCCUCUAGCUUCCGGGGCGGCUGGGGGUCCGGGGGCAUGGCCGCCGGGAUGGCCGGGGCUCUGACGGGCAUAGGGGGCAUCCAGGGCGAGAAGGAGACCAUGCAAGACCUGAAUGACCGCCUGGCCUCCUACCUGGAAAGGGUGAGGAGCCUGGAGGCUGAUAAUCAGAGAUUGGAAAUCAAAAUCCGGGAACACCUGGAGAAGAAGGGACCCCAGGUCAGAGACUGGGGCCAUUACUUCAAGACCAUCGAGGAGCUGAGGGCUCAGAUCUUUGCAAAUUCUGUGGACAAUGCCCGCAUAGUUCUGCAGAUUGACAAUGCCCGUCUUGCUGCUGAUGACUUCAGAGUCAAGUACGAGACGGAGCUGGCCAUGCGCCAGUCUGUAGAGAGCGAUAUCCAUGGGCUCCGCAAGGUCAUUGAUGACACCAAUGUCACUCGGUUACAGCUGGAGACUGAGAUCGAGGCUCUCAAGGAAGAGCUGCUCUUCAUGAAGAAGAACCAUGAGGAGGAAGUAAAGGGUCUACAAAACCAAAUUGCCAACUCUGGGUUGACCGUGGAGUUGGAUGCCCCCAAAUCUCAGGACCUCAGCAAGAUCAUGGCGGACAUCCGGGCCCAGUAUGAUGAGCUGGCGAAGAAGAACCAAGAGGAGCUGGACAAGUACUGGUCCCAGCAGAUUGAGGAGAGCACCACCGUGGUCACCUCCCAGACCGCUGAGAUAGGAGAGGCUGAGGCAACCCUCACGGAGCUGAGACAUACAGCCCAGUCCUUGGAGAUCAAUCUGGAGUCGAUGAGAAACCUGAAGGCCAGCUUGGAGAACAAGUUGAGGGAGACGGAGACCCGCUACGCAUUACAGAUAGAGCAGCUCAACGGCAUCCUCUUGCACCUGGAGUCAGAGCUGUCCCAGACCCGGACAGAGGGUCAGCGGCAGGCCCAGGAGUACGAGGCUUUGCUCAAUGUCAAGGUCAAGCUGGAGGCUGAGAUUGCCACCUACCGUCGCCUGCUGGAAGACGGGGAGGACUUCAGUCUGGGGGAUGCGCUGGAUGCCAGCAACUCCUUGCAAACCAUCCAAAAGACCACCACCCGCAGGAUUGUGGAUGGCAAAGUGGUGUCUGAGACCAACGACACCAAAGUCCUGAGGCGCUGAAGCAGCAGAAGCAGGGUACCCUUUGGGGGAGCAGGAAGCCAAUAAAAAAUUCAGAGGUCA